Molecule: messenger RNA, 1275 nt
Organism: Miscanthus lutarioriparius
Lineage: Eukaryota; Viridiplantae; Streptophyta; Magnoliopsida; Poales; Poaceae
Source: the annotation of a GenBank genome assembly
AUGCAGCAGCUACAACAACAAGAAAGAAGUCAACAUGGUGAACCGCUGGUAGGUGAGGUUGCCCCUCCUCUCCUGGUUAUGGGAGAAGAUAGGAGACAAGUGGUGAAUCAUCCUCACAGGUACGUGUUCACCAAUGGCUCAGGGGACAAUAAUGGUUUGGUUACCCUUGAUAAAAUUUGGCAGUCCGACAAUGUGCUUCUGACGAUACCGAAACUAAAAGAUUUGUGCUUGUCCUAUGCGCUAUUCAAGUUGAUGAGGUGCCGGUUCGCAAGGUACAAGAUUUCUGAUGUUGACUCUGUGAGGAUGCUGGCAUUUUCCCGUAGCUUGCUGCUAAUGGAGGGUGGACAUGAUAGGGUAUUCAGGGUGAUUGCAGAUGAGCUUUGUUUUGUUCAUGAUUACUAUUAUCCAUCCUCCUCAAUAUCCUAUGCAAUGAAAGCUCAGCAUCAGAGAGGCCAACUCACACAGAUCGAAUGUCAUUUCUGGUGCACUCAACUACUGGCGGCAAGCAAAAGAAGGCAUAAAAACUUUGGAAGCUUGUACGUUGAUUUGGUGGUGGUAUUUUUGCUUCUUGCUUUGGUCCUUUCUACUGAGCGAUGGGGUGCAUCUAAUCACAACAGAACAGCAUCUCUACACCGGAUCCACGUUGGUGACAGAUUCAUCAGGGCCUGCAAUGGCAAGGGUACUGCUGAUAUCAUACUUACGUGGCACAUCGCCACAUGCAUCCUUGAGGUGAGGCAUCCUUACCGGCAUGAUAUGGUGGAAGAUUCUUCAUUGGUUGCUCAUCAACACAAGAUUGUUGCCACUCAUCUAUCACGGUACUGCGCGUACCUUAUGACUUGGUUCCCGGAGAUUCUUCCUGAUGAGGUUGAAUGGAGCAAGACCUUGUAUGAUGCUGUGCACCAAGAUGCGACACGUGUCAUCUCUGUCCGGGCUGCGACCAGCUUGCAGUUGGCACCUGAGGCUGAGUACCUGGAGCUAGUGCAGUUGCUAAGUGAAGGCUCCAGGCAUGAGGUGUUGCAGAAUGGAGUGAGGCUUGGAAAACAGUUGGUUGAGGAAUUGAAUGAAGCCGAGGAAACGGCAUGGGCAAUGUUGGCAGACUUCUGGGUAGAGAUGAUUCUGUAUGGGGUCGCGCCUUCGAACAAUCUGAGAGGGCACUCCAAGGCCAUCGCCCGUGGUGGAGAGGUGAUCACCCUCCUCUGGGCAUUGCUCUUCCAUGUUGGGAUAGUGAGUAGGCCGGGAGAAACCGGCAGAGCAGCUAUCGCUGCUAGUGUUUGA